UUUUCCCGGACGACUUGCCAACUGGACUUCCGCCGAGCCGACCAGAAGACCAUCGCAUCGAACUGGAACCAGGCGCCCAACCGACGGUACAGCGACAAUUUCGGCUCAGCCAACCAGAACAGGAAGAAUUGCAGCAGCAGCUGGAUAACCUUCUGACGAAGGGAUUUAUCCGGCCCAGCACGUCCCCAUACACCGCCCCGAUACUGUUCACGCCGAAGAAGGAUGGCGGAUUCAGAAUGUGCAUCAAUUACCGCGUGCUCAACAGGAUCACAAUCAAGUCGCGUUACCCGAUCCCGCGAGCCAACAAACUCCUCGACCAACUUCGCGGCGCCAAGUUCUUCUCGAAAAUCGAUUUGCAAGGGGUUACCAUCAGAUUCGCGUCGUUGUCGAGGAUUGUCACAAGACGGCAUUUCGAACCCGCUACGGCAGCUACGAAGAAGCAGCAAGUUGCAUUCGACCAACUGAAGAUCGCCCUCACGUCGCCGCCCGUCCUUCGCAUCUCCGAUCCUGACCGUCCAUACGAAGUCAUCACCGACGCCAGCGACAUCGCCAUCGGUGCAGUUCUCCUACAGGAUUUCGGCAACGGUUUACAGCCGGUCGCCUACGAAUCACGGAAGUUGCAGGGCGUAGAAAAAAACUAUACGGUACACGACAAGGAAAUGCUGGCGAUCGUCCACGCGUUCAAGACCUGGCGAUGCUACCUGAGAGGCGCUGACGUCAUUGUGCAGACCGACCACAAAUGCCUCCAUCGACAGAACUCUGAAGAUGUUGCGGCGCAAUUAUUACUGGCCGAACAUGGCCGACGACGUGCGCAAGUACGUGUCCUCCUGCACCGCCUGCUAGAUAAUGAAAUCAUCCCAUCAGCGAGCAGCCGGACUACUACAGCCGUUGGAUCCGGCCGAGCGACCCUGGCAACACAUCACGAUGGACUACGUGACUGGGGGGUGCCGGCCGGUCCCAGCGGAAACGACACCAUCCUCGUGAACGUUGACCGACUCACGAAAAUGGCGCACUUUAUCGCCUGCCAACACAAAAUUACAGCUGAGCAAACUGCCCAACUGUUCAUCGCCAACGCCAUCAGACUGCACGGACUGCUUACCGCCAUUAUUACAGACCGAGACCCGAAAUUCACAUCGAAUUUCUGGCGCCACCUGUGGGACGAAUCCGGCACCAAACCACAGUUUUCCUCCGCCUACCACCCACAGACCGACGGGCAGACCAAACGAGUCAACCAAACUAUGGAGCAACUCAUUCGAACUACCUGUACUGACCCACAGACAUGGGAGAAAUCCCUUCCGCUGCUUUAAUUCGUGUACAAUAACGCACCCUCCGCCAC
Molecule: messenger RNA, 1336 nt
Organism: Closterium sp. NIES-67
Lineage: Eukaryota; Viridiplantae; Streptophyta; Zygnematophyceae; Desmidiales; Closteriaceae
Source: the annotation of a GenBank genome assembly